Gaeumannomyces tritici R3-111a-1 is the source of this 1661-nucleotide messenger RNA. Its product is annotated as 2-oxoisovalerate dehydrogenase subunit alpha. Lineage: Eukaryota; Fungi; Ascomycota; Sordariomycetes; Magnaporthales; Magnaporthaceae. Gene Ontology annotation, molecular function: oxidoreductase activity, acting on the aldehyde or oxo group of donors, disulfide as acceptor. Bases 123 to 1538 code for a protein of 471 amino acids. The transcript is spliced from 2 exons. The record is from RefSeq and is a predicted model, not a curated record. Gene Ontology annotation, biological process: branched-chain amino acid catabolic process.
AAACCACCUCCGCCUCUUCCUUUUGAAACGAAUGGCCUGAAAUAGCGCAGCGCUGUUUUGAUUUGACUGUAUUUCUGUUCCCCCUUGAUCAUUCUGCAUAUGAACCGCCGCGAGUACCGACCAUGAAAGCCCGCCUUUCCAGCUCCGCCAGCAGCCGCCCCCUGGCCUGCCUUGGCCGAAGAUGGCAGCCCCGCCACGGCAGCCCCGUCCUUUUGUCGAGUAACAGCAGAAGCACACCGGCGGCAGCACCGGCCGGCAGCCCGAGGCGGCACGUUGGCGGCCUCUCCCAGAAGCCCGACUCGACAUUCGUCUCGUUCCCCGGCGCGCUCAAAAGCGAGUUCACGUCCAAGUUCCAGUUCACGCACCCGGCCGAGUCGCCGGCGGUGCCGACCUACCGCACCGUGGACCAGCACGGCGUCGUGGCCGACCCGGACUUUGAGCAGGACCUGAGUGAUGAGCAGGUGCUGGGCCUGUACCGCGACAUGGUGGCCGUGUCCAUCAUGGACUCCAUCAUGUUCGACGCGCAGCGGCAGGGCCGCAUCAGCUUCUAUAUGGUGUCGGCCGGCGAGGAGGCCGUGUGCGUCGGGUCUGCCUCGGCCCUCGAGAAGCGCGACGUCAUCUUCUGCCAGUACCGCGAGCAGGGCGUCUUCCGGCACCGCGGCUUUACGUUCAAGGACUACAUGGACCAGCUGUUUGCCAACAAGCACGACCCGGGGCAGGGCCGGAACAUGCCCGUCCACUACGGCAGCAAGGAGCUGAACAUGCACACGAUAUCAUCGCCCCUGGCCACCCAGAUCCCGCAGGCAUCGGGCGCGGCGUACGCGAUGAAGAUGCAGCGGAUCCAGAACCCAGACUCGCCCGAGCGGGUCGUGGCUGUGUACUUUGGCGAGGGCGCGGCGAGCGAGGGCGACUUCCACGCGGCGCUCAAUAUCGCGGCGACACGGGCGUGCCCCGUCGUCUUCAUCUGCCGCAACAACGGCUACUCCAUCUCGACGCCGGCGCUGGAGCAGUACCGGGGCGACGGUAUCGCCAGCCGCGGGCUGGGCUACGGCAUCGACACGGUGCGCGUCGACGGCAACGACCUGUGGGCGGUGCGGCGGGCCACAAAGCGGGCGCGCGAGCUGGCGCUCGAGGGCGGCGGCAGGCCCGUGCUGGUCGAGUGCAUGACGUACCGCGUCGGCCACCACAGCACGUCGGACGACUCGUUCGCGUACCGCGCGCGCGUCGAGGUCGAGGACUGGAAGCGGCGCGACAACCCCAUCUCGCGCCUGCGCAAGUGGAUGGAGGGCCGCGGCAUCUGGGAUGACGAUAAGGAGAAGGAGGCGCGUGACGGCCUGCGCAAGGAGAUCCUCAAGGCCUUUUCCGAGGCCGAGCGCGAGAAGAAGCCGCCGAUCCGGCGCAUGUUUGAGGAUGUAUACGAGGAGAUGACGCCGGACCUGAAGAGCCAGAUGGCGCAGCUCAGGAGCCAUAUUGACAACUACCCGGACGAGUACGACCUGGGCGAGUAUGAGGGUGGGAAGGAAAGCUUGGGUCCAUGAGUAGUUCGGGGAAGUUAGUUAUCUAGGUGGGUAUACGAGCAGUUGAAGUUCAUCAACCAGCCAUCAGAUCCUGCUCAGAUGUGUUUUCUCUGCCUACCUAAUUGUGAUCUUUUUUCAACCCAA